Durio zibethinus is the source of this 1320-nucleotide messenger RNA. RefSeq lists its product as uncharacterized. The record is from RefSeq and is a predicted model, not a curated record. Lineage: Eukaryota; Viridiplantae; Streptophyta; Magnoliopsida; Malvales; Malvaceae.
UACUCCUUGUCUCCUCCUCCUGUCUUUCUUCAUUUCUUAAGCCGAAGUUUCAGCCUUCAGAAGAAGAAAAGCUUCGUUUUUGAGCUUAACCCAACAAUGCCAUUGCCACCUUGUUUCUGAGUCAAGCUAUAGCUUUUAUUUCCUCAAAUGGGUUGCUGUAUAAGCACUAACAGAGGUUCCCCUCGUGGAAAGGAAGCACAUUUACAAGUGGGUCUUGAAUCUUUUCACCAAAAACCAAGUCUUGAAAGCAGAGCUCCACCACCUUCAGCUGAAGAAGAAACUGUGAAAGAAGUUUUAUCUGAAACUCCAAAGUCCAAAGCUCACAUCUUUAUCGCACAGGAGGAAGAAGAGAACAAGAAAACACAGAUAGAAAAGCCGGUCUUUGUCAAGAUCCAAGAAAAGGAAAGCCGCAAUUUUAGCAUCAAGACUGAGCCGAAAUCGCCUGUCAUUGAAGAGUCAGCUUCAGAAGAUUUUUCCGAGAUUUGCAGUGUGAGUUUAAGUGAAAGCGUUUCAACUAUAACUGACAGAAGAGAUGAAGAAGAAGAACUGAGGCAACAAAAAGUGUUCAGAUCUCCAGCUAGAACCGGUUCAAGGAACAGGGUCUUGGGUCGGUCACCGACACGGAAACCUGACCAAUCACCUGGCAGAAGAAAUGGGGUUGUCAAUGGGGGAUCGUCAGUGAGGUUGGUCCAAAGCAGGGAACCCACGGUGAGACGUGGAUCAAGACCCGACCCUCCAAUGAAGGAUCCGGGUGAGAGUUCAGGAAGGAGGUCUAGAUCACCUGCUGUCAAUAGAUCUGUAAUGGGUCGGAGCCCAUCUGGAAGAAGGACUAAUCAAUCUCCUGGUAGGGUCAGACGUGAUCCAGCAGAGUGUGGUAAUAGCAAAAAAGUGGAGCAGCAGCAUGUUAAUACAACUACAAUGGAAGGGAAAUGGCCAAGUAGCAAUAAUAAUGGUGCUACAACAAGUGCUCCAAACGAAUCUCUUGAAAAUCCUCUUGUCUCCCUUGAAUGUUUCAUCUUUCUUUAGAUAUGAAGAAAUGUGCCUUAACUUCAUCUUGUAAUUUCACUUCUUUUUUAAUUUGGGAAUAUUUUUUUUAAGUCAAAGGUCAAUCUGGAUCAGAAGGGGAGAUUCUGUUGUGCAAGUUUGGGAUUUUAGAUAUCAGAGUUGAGGAGUGGGUGGGUUGUUGUCUUUGUCUGCCACUGGUGGAUUUGGAAUUUUGGAUACUUGGAUACGAAAUGCCCUUAAUUGACCUGUGAUUAUCAUUAAUUUAUUUCCCUAUUUUAUUAUUUUCUACUCGUCUUUGCUGCUGUAGGAAAGAUU